AAGCGCAUCCCACCAGUACCUGAGGGCCCUUUUCAAUGGAUGUAGUGUCAUGUGACUUCCACCGCGUUAAUUUGAUUUGGAUAAAGUAGUGUACCGUUUUGAUCUUGUUUUGUAAGAUUAGCUUUGUGUGAUUUAAAAAAAAAACCAACAUUUUAUUAAAAAAACUUCGUUUACUCAACCAACAUGACGGACUGGAAGACACAAAUAAGCUACAGCUACAACCCAUCCUACCAUGCAUAUGCAUACGGCCUGAUGUACCAGCCGGGGCCUGAUCAGAAUCAUGGGAACCAGCUGGGCUGCUGGAGCGAGGCCGCGGUCACGGACAUGAGCAGUUACAACCCUGGGGUCACGCAGGCCUACUGUGUCACCGCCGACAGGAGUCGGGAGGAGUCUCCACCAGGUAGCCCCGAGCAGCACGCCGUCAGUGGGCACCUCCACUACCAAGGCUCUGGGCUGGUUUAUUUAGGAGACACGCAGGCGAGCCGUGUUGUUCUGCCCAGACCACACCGGACUGCAGCCUACAGCGCCCAGGAUAACGAGGUCGGCAGGGCCCGCAGUGAUUCAACAAGUGACUCGGAGUCGCACACCUCACCAGAUUCAUGGAGUUCAGGCAGCAACAGCAGCAGAGAUGGCAAUGUACCCAACACGCAGCCUCACAUCUGGAUAAAAAAAGAACUGAACUGCGAGGAGUAUGGCAAUAAGAGCCCCGUCAUCAAUGGAGACGUUCCCACCGUACUCCCCAAGGAAACUGAGAAGUUGGAGGUGUGUGAGAGUCCCGACAAUGUCACUACUCUGCAGCAUGCACCUGUGGCUGCCCCCAAUAAGUCAAGCACUACAACUACUGCCCCCAAAGCUAAGGCCCGUGCAGCCUUCUCGGAGAGUCAGAUGAAUGCCCUUGUCCAGCGCUUCAGUGUUCAGCGAUACCUCACUCCUGCUGAGAUGAAGAAUCUGGCAGAAAUGACGGGAUUGACCUACAAACAGGUGAAGACUUGGUUUCAGAAUCGGAGGAUGAAGCUGAGGAGACACCAGAAGGAUAACAGUUGGGUGUCCGAGCGAUACACCCUGAACAAAGACGGCCCCGUCCAUGGAAAUGUGUACUCCAACAUCCCUCCUCAUAUGCCACCUUACCGGGGGGAGCCUCAGGUCCAAUACAAAGAGCACUACAACCAGCACAUGAUGGAGCAGGCCUUCAAGAAGGCAGCUCCACAGAACCUGGCCUUCUACCUGGCCAUGGGCAAUGCUGCUGGGUCUGCUGGAUAUCGCUCCUGGCCAGCUGCAGCCGCCGUCUCCUCCCAGACACCAGUGCACAGCAGAGCUCCGACGAGCAGCUGGUCCAUGGCUCCCGGUGUCGGUCAUUAUGACUACAACCCCAAUGCAUUCCACUCGGCCGUGACACACAACACAGGGCACGACACAAGCUUUGAAAACAAAGAGGAGCUCGUUAGCACCUGAAGACCACGGCUGUUUGUUUAUCACCAAGCUUUUAUUAAGUGUUGUGUUGUGUUCAAGCUUUUCUGUAAAUAUGUUUCGAGUUUCCUUUUGUUAACAAUGCAAGGGGUUUGCCAAAUGUGUUGUACAUGUGCCUUGUUCAUACGCCGACACUUUUAUGAAGUUUUAUUUUUAUACACAACUAUUUAAUGUUUGUUGGUGUGUUCUGUGAGCAAAGUGAUACUAGAUGGUUCCACAUUUUUGAUUCAAUCCUGGUAUAUUUUUUUAUUUUUUGAAGAUACUUUAUGAGAGAAUAGAGAAACGAUGUGCGCACACUUCAACAUGUUUUUGCUCUAAAUACAAUUGCUUCACCAAUUUAAAA
Cynoglossus semilaevis (tongue sole) is the source of this 1810-nucleotide messenger RNA. RefSeq names its product nanog homeobox (gene nanog). Gene Ontology annotation, cellular component: nucleus. Gene Ontology annotation, molecular function: DNA-binding transcription factor activity, RNA polymerase II-specific; RNA polymerase II cis-regulatory region sequence-specific DNA binding. The coding region runs from base 184 to 1452 and encodes 422 amino acids. The record is from RefSeq and is a predicted model, not a curated record. The transcript has 4 exons. Gene Ontology annotation, biological process: regulation of transcription by RNA polymerase II; cell differentiation. NCBI's taxonomy places the organism in Eukaryota, Metazoa, Chordata, Actinopteri, Pleuronectiformes, Cynoglossidae.